UGUACGUGCUUGAUUAUUUCUUGGGUUUAAUAAAAGUAAAAUGUUUCUGAUUUUAAUUUGUUGUAUGUGCACAACAGCAGUGCUUGCAGUCCCUCAAAAUUAUUACCAACAACAAUCACACACAGUAAAGCCAUUUGUACCUAUUAUUGCGGAAAGCAAUGAAAUUAAUCCAGAUGGAUCUUUUAGUUACAGCUAUACUACUGGAGAUGGUCAGCAAGCUCAAGCUCAAGGUUAUUUAAAAAACGCUGGUAAUAAAGAUACAGAGGCUGAAGUUAUCCAAGGUUCCUAUUCAUACACAGCAUCAGAUGGAACACCCAUUACCGUCACAUACAUUGCUGAUGAAUUUGGAUUUCGUGCAGAAGGUGCCCAUCUGCCAACUCCGCCACCAAUUCCAGAAGCUAUCCAACAAUCCCUGGCACUAAUAGCACAGGCCCAAAAACAACCACAAUCGCAAAAUACUUUUCCCCAAAGUACAUAUCCACAAAGUUCUUAUAAACCGCAAUACCCCCGACCAUUCCGUUAUUAAAUGUAUGAAUAUAAAUAAAUACCUCAUCAGAUUAAAGUUUCUAGUAUAACAAUGUAUA
Anoplophora glabripennis (Asian longhorned beetle) is the source of this 584-nucleotide messenger RNA. RefSeq names its product endocuticle structural glycoprotein SgAbd-2-like. Gene Ontology annotation, molecular function: structural constituent of chitin-based larval cuticle. The transcript has 3 exons. Lineage: Eukaryota; Metazoa; Arthropoda; Insecta; Coleoptera; Cerambycidae. Bases 41 to 526 code for a protein of 161 amino acids. Gene Ontology annotation, cellular component: chitin-based extracellular matrix. The record is from RefSeq and is a predicted model, not a curated record.